Messenger RNA from Eutrema salsugineum, 480 nucleotides. RefSeq names its product protein LURP-one-related 16. NCBI's taxonomy places the organism in Eukaryota, Viridiplantae, Streptophyta, Magnoliopsida, Brassicales, Brassicaceae. The record is from RefSeq and is a predicted model, not a curated record.
AUGGGUGCGAGAAGCAGUAAGGCGGUGGCGGUGGUGAGCCGGAGAUACUCAUCUGAAAAAGAGGUGGUGCUAGUGGUGCGGCGAAGACCGCAUAUGGUGAACGGAGGAGGAUUCGAGGUGAGCAAUAGCUAACAACAAGUAGUGUUUAGAGUUGAUGGGUGUGAAGUUCUUGGAACCAGAGGCAAGCUGCUCUUGAGAAAUGGUGAUAGUAAUAAUUUGCUUCUCAUCCGCGAAAUGGGAGGAAUGGUGCAAGCACUGAAUUUUGGAUAUGAUAAUGAGGGAAUGCAGAAGUCGGUCAAAGGCUCUUUCGCAGAUCGAGCUUGCAACAUCAUAGAUUCAGAUAGCAGAGCCGUAGCUCAGGUAAGAAUAAAGAACGACAUGGAGGAAAACAAGAAGGAUAUUUAUCAUAUAAUAGUCAAAGCAAAGGUGGAUCAAGCUUUGAUACUCGACUAUAUUCAUGGCGAAUCCACUAUCUGUUGA